Trichomonas vaginalis G3 is the source of this 594-nucleotide messenger RNA. Its product is annotated as GTPase protein. NCBI's taxonomy places the organism in Eukaryota, Parabasalia, Trichomonadida, Trichomonadidae. The coding region runs from base 1 to 594 and encodes 197 amino acids. Gene Ontology annotation, molecular function: GTPase activity; GTP binding. The record is from RefSeq and is a predicted model, not a curated record. The transcript has a single exon.
AUGAAUUCGUAUACAUUCAAGUUUCUCCUUGUGGGUGAUCAAGCUGUUGGCAAGACAUCAUUAGUUCAUAGAUUAUGCAGAAACACAUACAGCGAUAAUUCUGAAGAAACAGUUGGCGUUGAAUUUAUGCCGUAUAAUUUAAAUAUUGAUAAAACGCAAAUCAAACUUCAAAUAUGGGAUACAGCAGGACAAGAGCAGUACAGAUCAUUAGCCAAAGCAUAUUUUAGAAAUGCUGUUGGCGUAGUUUUGUUUUUCGCAAUUAAUGACCACCUUUCUUUUCAACAUUUGGAAACAUGGCUCAAUGACAUUCGUUCAUUAUGCCAUAAAAAUUGCAGGAUUCUUUUAGUUGGCUCAAAAAUUGAUUUAAUAGAAGAAAGAAAAAUAACAAAAGAUGAAAUACAAAAAUUUGUCGAAAACUUCGAUUUAGAGUACAUUGAAACAUCUGCCAAGGAAAAUACAAAUAUCAAAGAAACUUUUUAUAAAUUAGCUCAAGAAGUUUUGCAUUCCGUACAAAAAGGAGAUAUUGUAUUGGGCAACCCAUCGAAUUCUGUUCAACCAACAGCAGAAACUGAACCUAAGAAGUCUUGCUGCUAA